Messenger RNA from Hyaloscypha bicolor E, 4339 nucleotides. RefSeq lists its product as uncharacterized. The coding region runs from base 47 to 4069 and encodes 1340 amino acids. Gene Ontology annotation, molecular function: metal ion transmembrane transporter activity; protein binding. Gene Ontology annotation, cellular component: membrane. The transcript has 10 exons. The record is from RefSeq and is a predicted model, not a curated record. NCBI's taxonomy places the organism in Eukaryota, Fungi, Ascomycota, Leotiomycetes, Helotiales, Hyaloscyphaceae. Gene Ontology annotation, biological process: transmembrane transport; metal ion transport.
CGAAUCUCAUCAAAUAUUCUCGUCGUCGUAUUAUCAUUCUCGUAUAAUGGCCCCCUCUGAAUACUACACAUCAGAAACAGACAAUUCCUGGUUCCAGCUGAACUUUUACUUGAUUGAUGUUCUAAAUGGUGACUUUGCACCAGAGGACAGAUCAGCUCUGGUCUUGCUCGGAAUUCGUGCUUUCGACCGCGCAACACAUCGUCUCGGGAAACCUUCCAAACUGAAAUUUGAAAUUUCUUUCACCUGCGAGCAGACACAGGGGACGGAUGGGGAGCAAAAUGAAUUUAAGAUUUUGGAAAGGGGGUUAUUUUCCCUUGACAUGCUGUCACAUACGUAUCGACCAAUUCCAACCGCCGAUCCAACUUAUACCACUCUGAAGAUCAGCGAUAUUCCAGAGUCUCCAUCGCGAGUCUCUCUGGUAGUGGACGAAUUUCCCGUCCAGGGAGAAAUUUUGCUCCGUAUUGCAGUAUCGAUUCAACAACGCCCUGAAGAUGAUAUCGCAGAUAAAUUGGGUUUUUACCCAGCAAGCUUCUCGUACUCGAUUGAAGACCUUAGUUCAGACGUGCUUCCAGCUAGCAUAGAGUUUGGGGGAAGCGUCGGAUGGACUAUUCCGGAGUUCACCCCUGGGGCUGAACUUAGGGGGGCUGCACUCAGGUGGGCCGCAGCCCAUGGAUGGGUCGAGUACUUGAAUCUAUACUUGAAAAGGGGAGGCACAGCUUUUGACCUGGAAGACAAUGAUGGAAGAACGCCACUCUCAUUGGCAGCAGCAAAUGGUUGCGAUAAGGUUGUGGAAUGGCUAUUGGAAAAGGGAGAAGACGCUUCCACACACAAGGUGGAUCACAUGGGUCGAUCAGCGCUAUCAUGGUCGGUAGGCAACGGUCAAGUGGAGACUAUGAAGGUUCUAUUAGCCAAAGGGAAAGAACAUCUCAGCCAAGGAGAUAAUGAUGGACGGACGCCCUUAUCUUGGGCAGCUGAGAAUGGACAUGAUAAGAUAGUGGAACUGUUGUUAAAUGGGGACUACAAGGUUGAUGCAGAUCAGGCGGACAAGAACGAUCGGACGCCGCUAUUUUGGGCAGCAAAAUCUGGGCGCCACAGGGCUGUUCUUUCCUUAUUGAGGUUUGGCAACCGCUUUGCAUCCGGUCAUUCCGAAGCCAGACAGCAACCCGUGGAUUUUGAUCAUAUGGAUAAUGAGGGUCGAACUCCACUUUCUUGGGCUGCCCAGAAUGAGCAUGGUGAGGUGAUUCGCAUCCUCACAAAAGAAGGAUUGCAAAGACACCCAGAACUCAAUACUGGAACUCCCGAAUCGCCAUCUUGGGCCACGAGCUAUCUCCACGAAGCUGCAAAAGUAGGGUCGAUACAGCUGACGAAGCUGUUGAUUGAGGGAAAAAUCAAGGUCGACAACCUAUUGAGCGGUGAAUCGACCUCCAAAUCGACCUCCAAUAACACUCGAACACCUCUGUGCACUGCAGCAGAGAAUGGACAUGUCCAAAUUGUUGAGUUACUAGUAAAUAAUCAGGCAGAUCGAAACUUUCGGACUCCGGAGGAAGGCGUCACACCCAUUCUUUUUGCCGUCCGAAAAAAUAGGGAAAGGGUGGUAGAGAUCUUGGCACAAGCAGGUUGCGAUAUUUCUUUGAAAAGUAACAACAACGAGUCACCAAAAGAUGUGGCUAUCAAGAUGAAUUAUGGCAGUAUUCUCAAGAUUUUGGCCAAGCGAGAUGAAGAUGGACCACUUGCGGAGACGUGGGAAGCGCUGAAUCAUGACAUAGACAAAGUUAUCAACGCGACAAUCGUGGAUUUCUUCACCGAGUCAGACAUCCAACCUUAUGUUAGGGAAAGAUCAGUCAAUGCACUCCUCGAAAAUCCCCGACUUCCACACGAAAAGAACAAUGCCAGCCCUUCUUAUAGAUGGAUACAUUUGCCAGCUAAUAAUAUGAAAUGGGUUGAGAUUCUCAUAUCGAAACUUUAUGAGAACCCAACAUUGGCUUAUCAUAUACUAAGCUCCGAACGGUGGGUUCGUCGACAACAUCGCGGUGCUUCUGGCGUCGAUCAUGCGAGAUUUAUGCGACCACUUUGUCAAUCCUUUAGCAGCGUUUCUGGCUCUCGUACUGUUUCGCGUACUAGAAAUAUUCCGCAACCAGAUCGGACAGACCUAGGGAUGAACUUCAUGCUAUUCAUGCCGUACCUACACUGGGACUUAGAGGAGCAACAAAAAAAGAGAAGAGCCACCAUCGAAGAACUGCGAAACAGAAAAAGACCUGUGAACACCCAAAAUUCACCAAAUGCUGUGGCACAGGAUGGCGAUGACGACAGGCACCAAAAGCUUUUACGCGCAUAUCUGCGCGACAAAAACGAUUUACCACACCAACUGCAUGUCCGACGGACAUUGGAUCAAUACUACUACCACGCGAUGGAGGAUACUGCAGUACGAGAUGGGGACCAAGUCAUUUCUCGGUAUCAAGCAAAAAAGGGGAUAGAGCCAAAGGUUCUAACGAUGGUCGACCAAUUAUGGCUAUGGGUGCUCGAUGGAACUGAUGGACGACUCAAAACCGUUGUCACCUGUUUUCCCUCUAGAAUGCUGCCUCCCGAGAUGGUCGGUAGCGAUUCUACCAAGGAUCCAGACCCCAAGGAGUUUACUGAUGUCCUGGGGCACAUAAAAUCGCACUUCCUAGCGGAACCGCUUUCUGUCAAGACCGCAUACGAUCUGGCUAGUGUCAUCACAAGUAAGUGUUCCAGGGCUUAUCUGGACAAUGGGUCUAUGGAAGAGAAUUUGCGUUUCUCAGAAGUUUAUGAGACUGCAAUUAGCGAUUUGAUGAGCAAAGGAAUGUUACUUUUCGAUAAAUUCACGACCUUGACGAAAGCGCUAGAUAAUGUCGAGUACACUUCGGAGAUUAUCAAAACAGUCACAGAUCCUUCUGUGGAUGCAGAUUCCGUCAUCGAACUAUGUGAAAAGUAUCACGAUAAUUCGUUCCGUGAAUCUGAUCUCGAUGUUCUUAAAUUACUCAAUGCACUUCAAGGCACAGAGAAGAAGAAAAGAGCUUUGGACUUAUUGAAGAAAAUAGGGCGAAUUCAGAUCUUGGAUAUCACAGAAGAAAUUGAAAAACUUCGCGAAGUUAAAGACAUCCAGGACGAAUUAAGUAUCAUGUCGAUGUUGUAUGAGGACCAAAAAAAGGUCCUCGUCACCAUGGACAGCAUUAUUAGGUCAAAUUUGGCAAUGUACUCGCGCUCACAAGUAGCAUUACAGGAAAGAGAAAAUCUAGAGGUGGAAAGGCCAGGUGAAAAGACGCUGACAAAUGCACUGAGAAUGGAAGUAGUGGAUGACGGGGAGUAUCGUGCGACACAGGCUGGUGAGGGGUCACCACAGCCAGAAAAGAUUAACCUCAAGUCAAAAGACAGGCCAGUUGAAGUAACGCAAGAUCAUGAUCACAAGAAAAUUUUCAGAGAGUUAAAAGCUGGCUCAGACGAAAGCAACAAAUCAAAGAGAUUUUCCAAGAACCAGCUCACAGACUCAAUGUUUGAGACAGGGGUUCCUUCUAAACAACCCAGUUUAGCUCUUGCGGCGGUUCAAGUAAGCAUCGACGAGAUCGACAGGAUGUCGCAACGUGCUAGGCAAGCCAAUCAAGCACUUGAUUUCCUCGUGGAUUUGAAGCAGAAGCAAUCCAACGUGCUGGAUGCUCGGUCAGCCAGGAUCCAAGCAGAAGAAUCGCUCAAGAUGACGAAAGAAAAUGAGCGACAGGGGAAAACACUCAUGGUAUUCACCGUUGUGACAAUUAUCUUUUUGCCUUUAUCGUUCUUGGCUGCAUUUUUUGCUAUCAAUAUUACUCAAUUUCAUCGUGAUGCCGCUGGAACUCUGGGUCUCGGAUACGUGUCUGAAAUCAUGUUUCCUAUCUCGGGCACGAUCACAGCAGUACUGAUUUACGUCGCUUUCAAGGUGGAGGACCUCCUGGGUGGAUGGAGAUGGACGAACAUGCAGCUUCAAGCAGCCCUUAAGAAUUCAGGGACUGGGCUAAAGAAACUUCCAUUAACAGAUGUGGAGGAGGGACCCACUCCUACAAAUUUGAGGAAAUCUUAACCUUGGAGGCGUGAGAUGGUACUUAAAUGGCUAGUCACGGGCCAGACAUUCCCUCCAAAAGCUCUGGAAAAACGCCAAAUCGGGGCGGUCGGCCGAGAAAACAUACUACUCUUAAAGAGGCAAACGAGUAUAAAGUUGCAAAGCAGAAGCAGAAGCGGCUUUAGUAGUAGUAACUACGAGACUCGAAAGCACUUUAAUUCAUCUCAUACUAUUCUCUAUUAAUAGAGCCAAGUAAUAGUCGGUCUACCUCAACUAUAAAAGAUUAAUAAG